Messenger RNA from Drosophila elegans, 1226 nucleotides. RefSeq names its product methyltransferase-like protein 9. Gene Ontology annotation, molecular function: protein-L-histidine N-pros-methyltransferase activity. NCBI's taxonomy places the organism in Eukaryota, Metazoa, Arthropoda, Insecta, Diptera, Drosophilidae. The transcript has 3 exons. Bases 106 to 1023 code for a protein of 305 amino acids. The record is from RefSeq and is a predicted model, not a curated record.
CACCCAUCCCUAUUAGCCAAUUGCGAUUGAAAACGAGAUGCUGAAUUUGUUUAGGACUUAAGAGAUGUAAAUAGAAGAAUAAUUAUAAUUUUAUUACAAAAAAAGAUGGCUGUUUAUCGUCCCCGAGGCACCUUGGCCAGAGUCAUCCACGCCAAGUUUCACAACGACAAUUCCCUAGAAGACAUAGACACCCGAAAGUGGUAUUGCUUGAACCACGAACUGCCGCCGAGAUUCCAGGCCAAGUUCGUGCCCCUGGAGCCGGAUGCCACCACGGUGAGCUGGCUGGAGCGCACCAAAGCCUUGUCGGCGAACAUCUGGACCCACUUGUGGCACGCGCUGGCCAGGUCCAUCCUCCAGUUCUUCAUGACCCAGACGGACAUCAAUGGAUUUUUGAAGCGCGGAUCCAUGUUCAUCCUGUCCGAGGAUCAGUUCCGCAAGUUACUGGUCGCGGGCGGCUUUCAACCUGCCUCUGGAGAUGAACCGGUAACGUUACUGGACAUCGGUGCCGGCGAUGGCGAGAUCUCGCUGCGAGUGGCCAACACCGUCUCCGAGCUGAGUGGCAGUGCCGGGCUGCGGGUUUUCGCCACGGAAGCCAGUUGGACUAUGCGCGACCGCCUUAAGAAGCUGAACUUCAACGUUAUCACCGAGAUAGGCGGCCUGCAGAACUUGGAGUUGAUUUUGUGCCUCAACGUACUGGACCGGUGCUUCGACUCCUUCAAGCUGCUGGAGGACAUUAACCUGGCACUCGCACCCCAUGGUCGAGCUGUGGUGGCCUUAGUACUUCCCUAUAUGCAUUAUGUGGAGACAAACACCUCGCACUUGCCACUGCGUCCGCUCCUGGAGAACAACGGGCGGCAGGCGUCGUUCGAGGAGGAGGCCGCACGCUUCAUGGAGCUGCUCGAGAGUUGCGGAUUCCGCGUGGAGUCUUGGACCAAAGCGCCGUACUUGUGCGAGGGAGAUCUUCACCAGUCGUUCUAUUGGUUAAUCGAUCUUAUUGUUGUCAUUUCGAAGAAAACAUUCUAGAUCAACGCUUCCACUCUGAACAAUUGUAACCGUUUCGCUCCUAGAGUUAAGUGGCUGCAUUGAUAAACUGAGCAUUUAUACUUAUUACAAAUGUAGGCUAUAAAUUAGGUAAACAAUUUAUUCUUAAACAAUUACCAAAAAUGUAAAUGGAUAAACAUGUUUAAAUUAAAGUGCGAGAAUUCUAAGCCGCGUUCAAAACGAAA